GAGAUACAGGAGCAGUGAUAGAAAAGAGACGUAUCUUGGUGGGUUGCCCUCUGCCUUCGCUCCCCUCUUUAAUUUUUGUUAUAUUUUCAGUUGGUUGCCAAUAAAUGUUUGCAGCGGCGCAGCGAUUUCUCGGCUGCCGUUUAUCCCCGGGCCACUUUCCGUUUGAAUUACAGCGCUUGCUUUGAGAGAUUCUGAAUUACGGCUGCGAUCCAAUCCUGCAAUGAGAGAAACGGACUGAAUAAAUGUUUAUCCCUUUUCUGGUACCGCUGCUACUGCGUGCACACGGGGUGGAAACCAGCGAUGCAGUGUAAUGGCAAGUCGCGUUCUGUCGCUUUUUUCCUAGAAGACUUUUAAAUGUAUUUUUAAGAUAUUUUUUUAAACGACGGCACCGUUUAUCGUUUUGAUUUCUGCUCCUACCGUGGCGUUUUGUCACAAUGAGGCAUGUGUGAGUGGUUUAAAAAAAAUGAGGAAGCACAUUGUUACAGAGAUACCCAGAAAGACACAGGCCUCGUCGUUUGCAGGCCUUGAUUUGGGUUAAAAAGGGGGCAAAGAGGACAACGGAGGCAGUGAGAUAAAAAAAAAAAAAACUAAAAUAAAAUGGGAUAAAAACGAGGAACGCAAGGAGAGAACACAAUUUUCAUUACUCACCGUGGCUCGUGCACGUUCGAAGUCUUUCCGAACAAGCAGCACUUUUUGUUUCAUACAUAAAACUGAUUGUUUUUUAAUUAAUUUGUCCCUUUUCAUGGGUGCAUACAAUCUUACGUUUGUUUUUUAAAACUUUUUUUUUUUUUUGUAUUUUAUUGAAAUUUGUUCUGGACCCAGCUCUGACUGUUCAAUGGAAGUAUGUUAUCAGCUGCCGGUUUUACCCCUGGACAGGCAGGUUCCCAAACAUGUUCUUAGCCGGCGGGGAGCCAUCAGUUUCAGCUCCAGCUCGUCUCUCUUCAGGGGAUCAGACCCCAGAAAGCUGUCGCAGAGACGAGGGGCGAUCUCCUAUGACAGCUCUGACCAGACGGCCCUCUACAUUCGCAUGCUCGAUGUGAGAAUCAGAAGCCGGUUGGGGUUUGAACCAGAGCGCCGCUCGCCUCCCUACCCGUGCGUGGAUUUCCGAAUUUUGCACUCCCGGCCCGAUUCCUCGGGGUCCACAUCCACCCGGAACAUCCGCAGACUACUGAGUUUCCAGAGGUACCUCCACUCAUCCCCCCUCUACAGGGGCGUCCCGGCCCAGAACCCCCUCCACAUUCUGGACGAUGACUACACCGGCCAGGCAAAGUGCAUGCUGGAAAAGGUUGGCAGCUGGAAGUUUGAUAUAUUUCUGUUUGACAGAUUAACCAAUGGAAACAGUCUGAUCACCCUCACCUUCCAUCUGAUUAACCAUUAUGGACUGAUCCAGCUCUUCCAGUUAGACAUGGUGAAACUUCGCAGAUUCCUAGUCAUGGUCCAGGAAGACUACCACAGUCAGAACCCCUACCACAAUGCUGUCCACGCUGCGGACGUCACCCAGGCCAUGUACUGCUACCUGCAGGAGCCCAAGCUCUCCAAGUCCCUCACUUCCUGCGACAUCCUUCUGGGCCUGCUGGCAGCUGCGACACACGACCUGGACCAUCCAGGGGUCAACCAGCCUUUCCUCAUCAAAACCAACCACUAUCUGGCAGCUUUGUACAAUAAUACCUCAGUUCUGGAGAACCACCACUGGAGGUCAGCGGUGGGCCUGCUGCGUGAGUCCGGCCUCCUCUCCCACCUGCCAGCAGAGGAUAGGCUGAACAUGGAGAAGCAGCUGGGCUCUCUGAUUCUAGCCACGGACAUCAGCAGGCAGAACGAGUACCUGUCACAGUUCAGGACCCACCUGAACAAGCAGGACCUCUGCUUGGGAAACGCGGGCCACCGCCACUUUGUUCUCCAGAUGGCGCUGAAGUGCGCGGACAUCUGCAACCCCUGCCGGCCCUGGGACCUGAGCAAGCAGUGGAGUAAGAAGGUCACUGAGGAAUUCUUCCACCAAGGGGACGUUGAAAAGAAACUCAGACUUGAAGUCAGCCAGCUGUGUGACAGACAGUCGGACUCUGUUGCAAAUAUUCAGAUUGGUUUCAUGACGUUCGUGGUGGAGCCCCUGUUUGCGGAGUGGGCCCGGUUCUGCGACACGCGGCUGUCCCACACCAUGCUGGACCACCUGGAGCAGAACAGGACCCGGUGGAGGCGGGUUCUGCAGGAGCAGGCCUGCAGUGAGGAGGAACCGGGCCGACACGCGAAGGACGGUGCCCGCAAACCGUUACCUCAGGGAAGCUCAGAGUCGUGACCCCGGCCCCAUCAGAGGGCCCGGCGGGGGAGAGGAUCAGAGCUGGUCUGAACCGGUCUGACCCGCCACCUCCAGCGCCAAGCGCAACGCCUUUGCCACAGUCGGGACACAUGCCUACCCCUUUGCGUAAACCACUGAUUUUAUUUAAUUUAUUGUGUUUUAACUUCCUUUUGUCCUCACAUAGAGCAAUACAUAGAUACCUCACGUGGCUUUUUGCUGUACUUUGACUUUGGUAUGUUUUCUAUUUAUUUAUUAUUUUUCCUGCAGUUGUAUUUUUUUUUCCAUUUUAGUUCUUUUCCUUUUCAGUUUCGCUAUAACUGCACAGGCCACCCUUUAGAGAGAGACCAAAAGGGAACAGGGUGUGAGGGUACAGGUGCCAUUUUUGUAAUGCGUUUUCGUUUCGUUUGAAAGCGAUGAAACCCGCAGAGUGGUCAGAGCAGGGGGGCCCCCGCCUGCCUGUGUUUGAAGCAUCUGAAACCAUUUGCAUCUGAUGCAUUUGAAACCAAUCUUCCUUCUUGAGUACAAAAAAAAAAUGUGAAGGAGCCCGCUGUUUUUGCUGCCUCUUGAGGACUGUUUACAAUGUUUCUGUUUUAUGUCGUGUUCCGAAUCAAAGGCGUUGCUUCUGCAAUUUUGCCUUUAAGCAGAGAUGCAAAGUGCCACUGUCAUGGGGACUUACGAGGGCCUCAUGAUGGCCUAAUGUUCCAGAACAAAAUCAUCUGACUGCAGCUCAGAUGCACCGAACGCCGUAGAAGAUGCCAUUGUUGCAUUGUGCAACAAUGCAGACCGGACUCGCAGCUCCAGAGCCUGACCCGACUGCAGUGCGGAGACUGUCCUCCCGGCUGCGAGGGGGGGGAGUAAAAAAAAUCAGCUCAGUCGCCGAAAAACAUGAAAAUCUCUUUUUACAGAUGGCAAAGUAUGUAGCCUUUGCUGCCUUUCAGCACUGGAAUAACCACUCUUUCACAGAAGGUGCAGCUAACCAGAAUGGCCAGAAUUUCGCUCAGGGUAUUUUGUCAGUUCAUCUGCAAGGAGCUAAGAGAGAGAAAAGUUCCUUUAAAGGUAGCGACCCCC
This is a messenger RNA of Megalops cyprinoides (Indo-Pacific tarpon), 3358 nucleotides long. RefSeq names its product high affinity cAMP-specific 3',5'-cyclic phosphodiesterase 7A-like. Gene Ontology annotation, molecular function: 3',5'-cyclic-AMP phosphodiesterase activity. Bases 836 to 2290 code for a protein of 484 amino acids. NCBI's taxonomy places the organism in Eukaryota, Metazoa, Chordata, Actinopteri, Elopiformes, Megalopidae. The record is from RefSeq and is a predicted model, not a curated record. The transcript has 13 exons.